Molecule: messenger RNA, 1880 nt
Organism: Nothobranchius furzeri (turquoise killifish)
Lineage: Eukaryota; Metazoa; Chordata; Actinopteri; Cyprinodontiformes; Nothobranchiidae
Product: aldehyde dehydrogenase 2 family member
Molecular function (GO): aldehyde dehydrogenase (NAD+) activity
Source: RefSeq, a predicted model, not a curated record
GAGCGUCAGCGCUGACGACCUGAAAAAGACACAAGCACGCGUAAAGCCCAGUUCCUGGUUGUUGCUCGUAGAGCUGCGCAUGAAAACAUCAUGCUUCGUGCAGUUUUUUAUCGAGCUUUUCUUCCCCUCAACCGACUGUCAGUCUGUCACUAUAGCAGCGCCAUCCCAGCGCCCAACAGCCAGCCUGAAGUCCACUACAACAGGCUGUUCAUAAACAAUGAGUGGCAUGAUGCUAUCAGUGGGAAAACCUUCCCUACCGUCAACCCAGCAACAGGAGAGGUCAUCUGUCAAGUAGCAGAGGCUGAUGUGGCAGAUGUAGACAAGGCAGUGAAGGCAGCACGUGAUGCCUUCAGGUUUGGUUCACCGUGGCGUCGUAUGGAUGCUUCUGAUCGUGGACUGCUGCUCAGUCGAUUGGCUGAUGCUAUUGAGAGGGACGCUGCCUACCUGGCUGAACUGGAGACUCUGGACAAUGGGAAGCCUUACGCUGUGGCCUUUAGCGUGGAUGUUCCCAUGGUGAUUAAAUGUCUCAGGUACUACGCUGGCUGGGCUGAUAAGUGGGAGGGUAAGACCAUUCCUAUUGAUGGAGAUUACUUCUGCUACACCAGACACGAACCUGUUGGAGUCUGUGGACAGAUCAUACCGUGGAACUUCCCUCUGUUGAUGCAAGCCUGGAAAUUAGGCCCCGCCCUGGCGACUGGCAACACCGUUGUGAUGAAGGUGGCAGAGCAGACGCCACUCACAGCCCUUUAUGUGGCCAGUCUCAUCAAAGAGGUAGGUUUCCCAGACGGUGUUGUGAAUAUUGUCCCUGGAAUGGGACCAACAGCUGGAGCUGCCAUUGCCAAACACAUGGAUGUUGAUAAGGUGGCCUUUACUGGAUCCACAGAGGUUGGUCAUCUGAUCCAACAGGCUUCUGGGAGCAGCAACCUGAAGAGAGUCACGCUAGAGCUGGGAGGAAAGAGUCCCAAUAUCAUCCUGUCUGAUGCUUCUUUGGAAGAUGCAGUGGAGCAGUCACACUUUGCCCUGUUCUUCAACCAGGGCCAGUGCUGCUGCGCUGGAUCCCGAACGUACGUCCAGGCAGACGUCUACGAUGAGUUCGUGGAGCGCAGCGUAGAGCGCGCCAGGAGAAGAGUGGUGGGAAACCCAUUUGACUUAAAGACUGAACAAGGCCCUCAGGUCGAUCAGGAGCAGUUCAACAAAAUUCUGGGCUACAUCAGCGUUGGUAAGAGAGAAGGUGCCAAGCUGAUGUGUGGAGGAGGAGUAGCAGCAGACAGAGGAUACUUCAUCCAGCCCACGGUGUUUGGAGAUGUCCAAGACAACAUGACCAUUGCCAGGGAAGAGAUCUUUGGUCCAGUGAUGCAGAUCCUGAAGUUUAAAACACUGGAGGAAGUAAUAACAAGAGCUAAUGACACAAAAUACGGUUUGGCAGCGGCUGUUUUUACCAAGGACAUCGACAAAGCCAACUAUUUGUCCAAUGGGCUCCGUGCAGGAACAGUCUGGAUAAACUGCUAUGAUGUGUUUGGGGCUCAGGCUCCUUUUGGGGGCUACAAGGCUUCAGGUAACGGCAGAGAACUGGGAGAGUACGGCCUGGAAAGCUACACUGAAGUUAAAACGGUGACCAUCAAGGUGCCACAGAAGAACUCGUAGACGUGAUCGGAGCUGUGAUCAACUCUGAAUCAUCAUGCUGCUUCCUGAUGAGUGAAAAUCCGUCCACAUACUUAAGCAUUAGAGUCCUUGACGACUACAGGAUGUGGGAAUUGCCUUUAUUAUCAAAAACAUGCCAGACAAAUACUGCAGCUUAAACCUAAAAUGUGUAUCUGCAGCCUGUGGGCUUUUUCUGUUCUGAAAUGUUUUAUAAUAAAUGCAUUGAGGCUCUGUUCUGA